This is a messenger RNA of Saccoglossus kowalevskii, 584 nucleotides long. RefSeq names its product large ribosomal subunit protein eL32-like. Gene Ontology annotation, biological process: translation. Gene Ontology annotation, molecular function: structural constituent of ribosome. Gene Ontology annotation, cellular component: cytosolic large ribosomal subunit; ribosome. Lineage: Eukaryota; Metazoa; Hemichordata; Enteropneusta; Harrimaniidae. The record is from RefSeq and is a predicted model, not a curated record.
GUUUAAUCGUCUUACAUCUUUGUGAUCCAGCUUCUUCUGUUUUAUUUUCCAAUAUUUCCGAUAACAAGGAAUCAUUAUACUCGUUGUCGAGUUUUUCAGAAAAGGGAGGCACGAUGGCACCCGCAGUAAGACCGUUGAUCAAAUAUAAAAAUGUCAAGAAGCGAACAAAAAAGUUUAUACGGCAUCAGUCAGAUCGUUAUCAUAAAAUCAAGACGAGCUGGAGAAAACCAAAGGGUAUUGAUAACCGUGUGAGGAGACGAUUCAAGGGACAGUAUAAAAUGCCUAAUGUCGGUUAUGGUACUAACAAAAAAACAAAACAUCUGAUGCCCGAUGGCUUUCAUAAGUUUCUUGUUCACAACGUCAGAGAGCUGGAAGUGUUGAUGAUGUCAAACAGGAAGUACGCUGCCGAGAUCGCUCAUAAUGUGUCCAGCAGGAAAAGGAAAACGAUCGUGGAACGUGCACAGCAAUUAGCCAUCAAAGUUACAAACGCUAAUGCCAGACUUCGUAGUGAAGAAAAUGAGUAAAUUUGUUCCAUGUAUUGCUGUGUUUGUUGACUGUAUUAAAAUCUAGCAAUUACACCGGCA